This is a messenger RNA of Eutrema salsugineum, 1047 nucleotides long. Its product is annotated as cyclin-dependent kinase inhibitor 3. Gene Ontology annotation, biological process: negative regulation of cyclin-dependent protein serine/threonine kinase activity. The coding region runs from base 83 to 766 and encodes 227 amino acids. Lineage: Eukaryota; Viridiplantae; Streptophyta; Magnoliopsida; Brassicales; Brassicaceae. Gene Ontology annotation, molecular function: cyclin-dependent protein serine/threonine kinase inhibitor activity. Gene Ontology annotation, cellular component: nucleus. The transcript has 3 exons. The record is from RefSeq and is a predicted model, not a curated record.
CUCCCUUGAAGAUUUUCCCUCCCAUUUUUCUCUUUCCGCUUUCGAGCUAAGCCUUGCGUCUCGCUAAAAUUGAGCUCCGAAAAUGGGGAAAUACAUGAAGAAAUCGAAGAUUACGAGCGAUAUCGGCGCCACGGAGAUCACCGAGCCAACUUCUUUGGGUGUUCGCACCAGGGCCGCUAAAACCCUAGCCUUGAAGAGGCUUAACUCCUCCGCCUCUGAUUCCGCUUUAGCAGCCGACUCUUCUUGCUAUCUCCAGCUUCGUAGCCGCCGUCUCGAGAAACCACCGUCGCUAGCCGAACCGAAGCAGCCGCCGAGACCCCAUAAAUCGGGAAUUAAAGAGUCUGGUUCGAGUGCUCAAGUUGACUCGGUUAAUUCGAACACUGCCGCUUCGGGUUCGGUUCCUGUAGCUCGGAGCUGCAACGGAGAUGACUGUUUUGGCAACUCUGUGAGUGCAGAAGCUUUUUGUGGAGAGAACAGUCUCGAUUUUGAAUCAAGACACAGCACAAGGGAGAACACGCCUUGUAACGUUGUCGAGGAUCUGGAGAUCAUUGUUACACCAGGAUCUAGCACAAAGUCGAUGCGCACAGCAACCAAAGAUUACACAAGGGACCGAGAUAGCAUGGUCCCAACCACUAGUGAACUGGAGGAGUUCUUUGCCUAUGCAGAGCAGCAACAGCAGAGGCUAUUCAUGGAGAAGUACAACUUCGACAUUGUGCAUGAUAUGCCCCUCACUGGACGCUACGAGUGGGUACAAGUCAAUCCAUGAACUUCAAAGAAAGCAAGCUCCAACGAUAUGGUGUGAAGUAAGAAUGUGAUGAAUUAACAGACUAACCGAACAUCAAAAUCCUUAAGCAGGAGUGUAAUCUUAAUUAAUAAUGUGGUUCGAGAACAAGUCGGAAAGUAGUUUAGGGACCUUGAACCUCACACCAUUUGUACCAAUCUCUUUGAGGAUUUAGAUGCCUUAGUGAAUUUCUUUGCUCAUUUGUUUCUGUCAAGUCUUUUUUUUUUUCUCUCAUGUUUAUUCAAAGCAACGUGUAUGUGGUGAAU